GAUUCCUGUAACAUUUAGGAAACCGCUUCCUCAUUUAUGAUUCCCCCAGUGACUAUGGAAAACAAUGUAAACACCAACAAGGAAAGUCCUGCCCAUUGGUCUAAACUUCUGGGGUCCAGCGCAUAAAAGCCUCAGAUCUGGAGGAGGCACCAGAAUCUGAGAACCUCACCUCUGAACAGGACCUGCCCACCCUCCACCCCACACACCAUGACCCACUCGUGCUGCUCCCCUUGCUGCCAGCCUACGUGCUGCCGGACCACCUGCUGCCGGACCACCUGCUGCCAGCCCACAUGCUGUGGGUCGAGCAGCUGCGGGUCCAGCUGCUGCCAGCCUUGCUGCCGCCCAACUUGCUGUCAGACCACCUGCUGCAGGACCACCUGCUGUCAGCCCAGUUGCUGUGGGUCCAGCAGCUGUGGACAAAACUGCUGUGGGUCGAGCGGCUGUGGGUCCAGCUGCUGCCAGCCUUGCUGCCGCCCAACUUGCUGUCAGACCACCUGCUGCAGGACCACCUGCUGUCAGCCCAGCUGCUGUGUGUCCAGCUGCUGCCAGCCCAGUUGCUGUGGGUCCAGCGGCUGUGGGUCUAGUGGCUGUGGCUCCAGCUGCUGCCAGCCAGUUUUCUGUACACCCGUGUACUGCACGAGAACCUGCUACCACCCCACCUGCUGCUGCCUGCCUGGGUGCCUGGCCCAGGGCUGUGGAUCCAGCUGCUGCCAGCCUUCCUGCUGCUGA
This is a messenger RNA of Hyaena hyaena (striped hyena), 729 nucleotides long. Its product is annotated as keratin-associated protein 9-1-like. Lineage: Eukaryota; Metazoa; Chordata; Mammalia; Carnivora; Hyaenidae. The transcript has a single exon. Gene Ontology annotation, cellular component: keratin filament. The coding region runs from base 208 to 729 and encodes 173 amino acids. The record is from RefSeq and is a predicted model, not a curated record.